CUCGCAUGCAACUACGAUGGCCACUGCCUGCCAAUACAUCCACACGCGUCUCACAGUAGAGACUUCGAAAUCAUCCACUGCACGAGCUAGCUAAUCCCCCGCCCGCUAAAUUAGGCUGACAACUCAUCAGCGAGCAAGUGGGCCGACCAAAUGCCCCCCCACAUAUACACACACGUGUGACCGCCCCACCCUCGGUCGUCACGGGCAACACGGCGCCCCAUCUGCCUGCUCAUCAUGCUUUCCUGCCGCUAUCGUCACGGGCACCGCCACGCCCCACGUUGGCGAGAAACAGAACGCACCGACGCCGAAACCCAGUAUGACACAGAGGAACAGACCUGCAGCGAGGGCAGCCAGAUACUCAGACAGACAGACAUAUGCAUGGUGGCUGGAGAGACGGAAUAACGCCGUCUGUCUGUCUGUCUGGCUGUCACUGCCUCAAUCGACACAUACCUGCGUUAAACGUCAUGGUGACGAGCAUGAGGCCAUAAUCGAGGCCCAGUGUGACGGUGGUGAGGAAGCUGCAGUGUGGCGACACACAGCAGCCAGGUGAGGAACGGAUGCAGUCUUCGUUCCAUACACAGCCUCCGUACCUUCUGAUGAGAUUGUGUUUGAGGUGCUGCCGUGAGAGCAUGGCCUUGACGGCCUGCUCCUGCUGCUCCUCAGGAAUGACCACGAUGGCCGAGCAGUAGGCCUCCGCUGACGUCCCAUUGGCCCUCCCGCCCUCAUCCAUCGCGUGAUAAGCCUUACUCCCCUCCCCAUUAAGCGCCGUCCCCCUCUCAGCGGGCGAGAGGAAGGCCUCGCGCGUCGUUCCCGCCCCUACUGCCGUCUGAGAUGACUGGCUCGCCACCUGCCGCUCGGUGCUGCCGAAGGACUGCGAGCCUUUGCGUGUUGGGGUGAUAAUGGCGAUGGUCUCGAGCUCACGGUAGGAGCCAUCUUUGCCCCAGAAGCCGGGCGUGCGUGCGCUGGCGGAAGGGAGAGAGGCGUCGAGCUGUCCUCCAGAAUGUGGGUCCAUGUUGGACUCGUCCGACGAGAGAUGGAGAGAGGAGCGGGACCAGUGCUGCUCGACGUCACGACGCACCUUCUUGAGCCACAUCGACAGCACCGCCGCCGCAAACACAAUGAGGGCGGAGAGGGCGAACUGGAGAGGGGUAGUCGUGCUCCACCACCUGUUGGAACCAAACAGGCAGGGCAUCGCAUCGUACGGCAUGAGACCAUACCGUCUUCCUUCUCUUUGCCCCACUGACUUGAAGAGUAUGGUGACAUUCCAUCCCCAGUAGAACCACAUCUGCAUCAUCAUCAUGUCCAUCCCUCCACCGCCAUCCAUUCCAUCGCAGGCCAUCGUAGAGUUGCUAUCCGACAUGGUCAUUGACAACUCUCUCCAAUGGCUCCUGAAGCAGGCCACACACCAAACACAGGAGCCAUCUUUAUCGCGCGGUCGCCACUGCCACUGCUUCAGUGAACCUUACUGAGAGAAUCUGCUGGAGCACUGAGAGAAGAGAAGAGAAGAGGGAAGAGGUGAGAGGGAAGAGGGACAAGGGAAUGGGACAG
Molecule: messenger RNA, 1548 nt
Organism: Vitrella brassicaformis
Lineage: Eukaryota; Vitrellaceae
Source: the annotation of a GenBank genome assembly